Molecule: messenger RNA, 2180 nt
Organism: Ceutorhynchus assimilis (cabbage seed weevil)
Lineage: Eukaryota; Metazoa; Arthropoda; Insecta; Coleoptera; Curculionidae
Source: the annotation of a GenBank genome assembly
AAAAAUAAAGGAUAAAACAUAAACAAUACUAACAAUAAUAAUUUUGCAAGAUCCAAGUUCAAUUAAAACUAUUUCUCUUCAACUAAAAACGUAUAUUACAAUAAUAAUUUAAGCAUUCUACAAUCGCUCUAUCCAGUCCUAGCAGCCAAUAAGCUAGCUCUCUUAUGAUCAACACACUCUUGAAAGGCUUGAACUAUUUUAGAACAUUUCAUAGGUUCCUUAGCAUUACUCUUAUAACAAUCUAUAACAGCUUUCUUUGAAUCAAGACAAGGGAUUUCUCUCAAGCUCUGAGUGGCUUUGCCGGUUUUAAAUUCUUCCAAGGCCUUUUUAUAUUCAUCGUCCAUUGCUUGUUUCACUUUCUUGUGGUUAUCUUGGAUUUUUUCCACUCGAUUAUGCCAGUAUUCAUCGUUUUUUUGCAGUUCGGCUAUAUUUUGUUGGCGUAACUGAAGACUAGUUAGCGAGGGCUCGUGCAAGUAUACCGGUACUUGUACCACUUGUGGAGGAAUGUCUGAGGAAGCGAUUUUUUGAUUUGAGGCACGUACCGCACCUCGUAAGCGUUCAGCUACAUCAUCCGAAACUUUAAUUACGCUUGUAGGGUCCUCGUUUUCGACGGUCAGAGUUCUAGUUUUGCUCGUACCGGAACCCAUUUUUUUUUAUAGUUUCUCUAAAAAACGUAUCAACAUUUAUAUUUUUGUUAUGUAAUGAGUGACAAUUUGAUUUGUUACCAGCUGGAUUUAUGAUUGUUGUUGUAAUCUAUGAUUUAAAAUAAAAUUUUGCACUUACCAGUUGUAAGAAGAUCUUCACUAUUUAAUAAAUAAGCUUUAUAAAUAAAUUAUUUUUAGCUAAAAAAGGAAAAAUGUACACACUACACACAAAAUCAUAACCUCAAUUAAAAUGAAAUUCUUCUUUUUUCCUUGUGGCAUUAGCUACUAAACAUGUAAAAUACAAAUUUGGCAACACUGCAUCAGCUGAUACUUAUAAACAUUGCCAAAAAUUAUUUAUUUUUAAAUGUUUACUACAACUACAGAAAAUUUCCUAGUUAAAAAAUUACUAUGCCACAUAACAUAACAAAUGGCAUUGUUUUUAACCAAAUGGAGGUUCUUCCAAAAUCACUUACCAAAAUUGUACAAUGUGGCUAAUUCUAAUUACAGCAAGAUUUCGAAAGAAAAAGAGUAUAAGAGAUGCUUCAAAGUGCUUGAAAUAGACGAGAGCAGCGAUCCAGAACAAAUCCGUAUGGCUUAUCUUCAAUUGGUGAAACGAUUUCAUCCGGAUAGCGGAACUGAAGAGGCGAAUGUUGAAAAAUUCCACGAAAUUGACAAAGCUUUCAAAACAAUAAUGCACAAAAAAUCCAAAGAAAAAUCGUCCUCCGAAGAAACCAUAGAAGAACAAGAUAUACAACACACUGCCCCUCAACACAGGCAAUAUUUGAGUUUCAAUGGUAUCGGAUCUGGGAAUCCGUUCCAGAGAGAAAAACAAUACGUCAAAGUGAGAGCAAUGAAAGCCAUUGAAAAUGUUUAUAAUCAUCGAGUGGCCAAAGUGACGGCUGAUGACAAGGCUUUAAUGGAGAAGGUUCCCUUAAAACAUAAAAUAAAAACUAAGUACGGCUUUGAUCGAUUAGUGGAGGAUCUAAUACAAGAAUCAAUAUCAAAAGGGGAGUUUAACAAUUUGAAAAACACCGGUAAACCGUUACCGGAUCAUCAAAAUCGCAAUCCCUAUGUAGAUUUUAUAACCCAUAAACUAAACGAAGUUCUGAUCGACAACGGCUUUACUCCCGAGUGGAUUUUGCUCCAAAAAGAAAUCCGAUUAGAAACUGCCGAUUUAAGAAAAAGCCUCUUUACGGAACGAAAAUAUUUUGGCCCUUAUCCGAUAUCGGUUGAGGAAAAUAUCGAGUGGAGCGAAAAAGUUUACAAGUACAAAAAAACGGUUGAAGAUAUUAAUAAAAAAAUAGCAAAAUUUAAUUUAGUAGUGCCAGUUUUAAAUAAGCAAAUGCUAGAAAUUUGCUUGGAGAAAGAAGCGCAGAAGGCAAUGGUAUUGGGAGAGGGAUACAAAGACGCUAGACAAGACAAUAAACAAAAAUAUUUGACAAGAACAAAUACUGAUAGCAUAAAUUUCCUUAGUAUUUUCGAUUUUAUUUUUAAGCCUAAAUAAUUAAUUAUUGAAUGAGUUUAAUAAAAUAGUCC